This is a messenger RNA of Aspergillus bombycis, 846 nucleotides long. RefSeq names its product putative mitochondrial export translocase Oxa2. Gene Ontology annotation, biological process: mitochondrial respiratory chain complex IV assembly; protein insertion into mitochondrial inner membrane from matrix. The transcript has a single exon. Gene Ontology annotation, cellular component: mitochondrial inner membrane. The record is from RefSeq and is a predicted model, not a curated record. Gene Ontology annotation, molecular function: membrane insertase activity. The coding region runs from base 1 to 846 and encodes 281 amino acids. NCBI's taxonomy places the organism in Eukaryota, Fungi, Ascomycota, Eurotiomycetes, Eurotiales, Aspergillaceae.
AUGCCUCUACAGAUAUAUACUAAGAUCCAAGCGCGCAAAGAGCGAGAUUUGGUACCACUUCUUUCUUCGUGGAAGAAACAUUACAAGGACGAUAUAUUGAGAAACAAGUUCAAAGUCGACGACGUUAAUGACAUUCAAAACCUUUCGGCGGCUACUCCUAUGCUGGCGCAACGUAUGAAAUCGAAACAUGCGGAGUUAAGAAAGCGAUGGAACAUCCCAAAGUUCUGGAAGCCGCUUAACUUUCUCCAAAUUCCCAUUUGGAUAUCAGUCAUGGAGGCUCUCCGAGCCAUGUCUGGAAAUGACAAGGGUCUUAUCCCGUAUCUCCUGUCCCUCGUCGAGCCUACCUCUUCAUCAGGAGCCCCUCGUCUCCAUCUAGAGGUCGAGCCCUCCCUAGCGACGGAGGGCGCGCUUUGGUUUCCGGAUCUACUAGCAGGCGACACGACGGGUAUUCUGCCAGCGGCAUUAACCAUGUCUAUCUUGCUCAACAUCAGCGCCGGCUGGAAAGCCAAGAAGUUCUCGCAGAUGGCCGAUUUGCCGAAGAUAGAGCUCUAUAGGGCUUUGACCGUGCGCGGAAUUAGGGCUUUCAUCCAGGUUCUUGCACUGAAUGUCGGUCUUUCGUCUUACUACUAUGAAAUGCCCGCGGCACUUCUGCUGUACUGGGUCACCAGUACGAAUAUUGCCACGCUGCAAACUGUUUUCUUAGACAAGUGCAUGUUCAGGAGGGAGCCACUAAAGCCCUGGAAGCAGAUGCAUAUCGGGUACACUGCGAACAAGGUGUGCGCUCCCGAGGACUCUAUUUACAGAGCUACUAUGACGGACGCAAAGGGCUUCAAGGGACUCCACUAG